This is a messenger RNA of Cylicostephanus goldi, 465 nucleotides long. The record is from the annotation of a GenBank genome assembly. NCBI's taxonomy places the organism in Eukaryota, Metazoa, Nematoda, Chromadorea, Rhabditida, Strongylidae.
AUGGACGUUGAGUGGCAGCAUCGUUGCAAAGCUUACCGCUUUGUCGCCUACUCGGCAGUCGCAUUCUCGGUGGUUGCUAUUCUCGGCGCCGCCACCACCCUUCCUAUGGUGUACAACUACGUGCACCAUGUUCGCCGAACAAUGCAGAGCGAACUCAGUUACUGCCGAACCUCCGCCCGUGACAUCUGGUCCGAAGUCAAUGGCAUGAAAGUACCAGCCAACCGUACCGCUCGUCAAGCAUAUGAUGAUGGAGCAGUAACAGGAGGCACAGCAACCGGUGGCGGCCGCACUGGAGGUAGUCAAGUAGGAGGUGGAUACAACACUGGAGGAGGAGGAGGAGGAGGAGGAGGAGGAGGCAAUGACUGUACCGCUUGCUGCUCCGGUGGAGCGGCCGGUCCACCAGGAGCUCCAGGAAAUCCAGGACGUCCCGGUAACCCAGGAGCACCAGGAGCACCCGGAAACCCA